Molecule: messenger RNA, 1548 nt
Organism: Capsaspora owczarzaki ATCC 30864
Lineage: Eukaryota; Filasterea; Ministeriida; Capsasporidae
Product: phospho-2-dehydro-3-deoxyheptonate aldolase
Exons: 3
Coding region: 329-1351 (340 amino acids)
Biological process (GO): aromatic amino acid biosynthetic process
Cellular component (GO): cytoplasm
Molecular function (GO): 3-deoxy-7-phosphoheptulonate synthase activity
Source: RefSeq, a predicted model, not a curated record
CUUUUCUUUCCCAACCUUUUGAACGCCGCACAAGCGAACCAUCGACGAGUCUGUCGCGACCGACCACCUCGUCAGUCCCGCCACCAAGCCCAGUGACAACAGCAACGACGGCAACCAGCACCACCACCACCACCACCACGAGCAUCAGCAACAUCCUCGCCGCCGCCAUGCGAGCGAAGGCGAUGUCUCUGCAGGACAACUUACUGCUGCUGCUGCUGGUGGUGGUGGCUCGAUUCUUCUACCUCCGAUUCCAACUAGAACGCAGCUCAAUCCGAGCGACGACGUGCGCAUUCGGUCGAUCGACCCCCUCAUUCCGCCACAGAUUCUGAUGGAGGACAUUCCGCUGACGUCGCUUGCGCUGCGCACGGUGCAGGCUGCGCGGACGGACUGCCAGCGCGUCAUCCAGCACGACCACGAUGACCGGCUUUUGGUCAUCGUCGGACCCUGCUCGAUUCACGACGCGAGUGCAGCACGCGUCUAUGCACAGCGCCUCAAGGAGCAGAUUCAGCUGCACGCUGCUGACCUCGUCAUUGUGAUGCGCGUCUACUUUGAAAAGCCGCGGACGACCGUUGGCUGGAAAGGGCUGAUCAACGACCCGUAUCUCGACGGCUCGUUCACCAUCAACAAGGGGCUGAGGAUUGCAAGGCAGCUGCUGCUCGACGUCAACGAGCUCGGCGUCCCUGCUGGCGUCGAAUUCCUAGACACAAUCACGCCGCAGUUUCUGGGCGAUCUGAUUGCGUGGGGGGCCAUUGGUGCUCGAACGACGGAAUCGCAGAUCCACCGAGAACUCGCGUCGGGCGUGUCUUGCCCCGUCGGCUUCAAGAACGGAACGUCGGGAUCGGUCGAUAUUGCCGUGGACGCAAUCCGCGCCGCCAAGGCGCCACACCACUUUCUGUCGGUGACAAAGCAAGGACUUGCGGCGAUCGUGACUACGGAAGGAAAUCCUGGGUGCCAUCUCAUCCUGCGUGGUGGCAAGGCCGGGCCGAACUAUGGAGCAGAGCACCUGCAAGACGCCACAGACCGCCUGCGCAAGGCUGGAGUGAACGACGGCAUCAUGAUUGAUUGCAGCCACGGAAACUCCAACAAGGACUACCGCAACCAACCCAAGGUGGCCACGGCAGUCGGGAAGCUCUUGGCAGCCGGGGCAACCAACAUUGUCGGCGUCAUGAUUGAGAGCAACCUCCACGAGGGCCGACAAGACAUUCCGGCCGAUGCCGGCUUGGACAGUCUCCAGUACGGUGUGAGCGUCACGGACGGCUGCAUUGGCUGGCCGCAAACGGUGGAUGUUUUGGCCGGUCUGGCUGCUGCCGUCCGGGUCCGGCGACAGACCUUGCUGGCGUCCUCGUCCUAGCUGUUGUUUCGUUUUGUUUCGAGUAUUGUUUCGUAUUUGUUGACAGGCUAUUUUGCUUGCUCUUGUAGAUCUACGUUGAACUGCACUCGUUUGGUUUGGUUUCGUGUGUGCAAGUUUCCUACGCAUUUGUUUUUUUUUUUCCUUUUCCUGAAUCACUACAAUCGAGCCCAAUUCCCAUUCGUCACACCAUUUGCUUC